UUGGACCCCACAAUCCGCGUAACCGUGUCCUGACUCCACUGUGAAUGUGAACAACAAGCCUAUGCACACAAGACAGACAGACACUCAUUCAUUCCUCAACAAUUCAGAAUUUUACGAUUGAAUCCUCUUCUGCUUCUGCUUCCUGGCUCUAAUUCAUGUCGACAACAAUGGUAAGUGGUCAAUAAUCUAGGCACUGCUGUCACAUACUUUUACCGACGAUUCUGAAACUCGAGAAAAUUGGGAUUUUCUCUUGUAUGUUGUUCUUGUUGAUCCACAAAUUUAUGACUCUGUGGUGAUUCUAUUUGUUUAUCUUGGAUUUGGUGAUCUGGGUAUUGCUCAGAAUUGCUUUUUGCGAUCUGGGUAACCAGAUUUUUGUUUGGUUCUGACACUUGGGACAUUCAUGAAGUUUGCUGUAACGGAAGUUUGAAAAUGUCCGCGGCGUCGCCGUCUCCGGCGUCUUCCACCGCCGCGCCACCGUCACGGACACUGUCCCCUGCCGCCACUCUGCCACCGCAACAACUUUCUUCACCUCCGGUCACCUCAUCAGCUCCACCUCCGGCUAAUGUGUCAGCUCCUCCUCCGGCAACAACCCUACCAGCUCCACCUCCGGCAACCCCAUCAGCUCCUCCUCCGGCAACCCCAUCAGCUCCUCCUCCCGCAGUUCCAUCGCCUCCUCCGGCUUCACCUCCAUUGUCGCCUCCAGUAGCUUCCCCUCCAGCAACACCAUCAAACCCUCCUCCGGCGCAACAACCGCCACCGCCACCACCUUCUACGGGACGUCCAUCACCUCCACCGCAAUCACAGGUUCCUCCAAGAAGCUCUCCGCCGCCAGUAUUAGCUCCACCUCCGUCUAAUCCGCCAGAGAAAUCACCCCCUCCUCCGGCUUCUGUGCCACCACCUAGAGGUUCACCUCCACCGCCGCCGCCACCGUCUGCACCACCCCCAAGAAACGCAACUCCACCACAAGCACCGGCACCGCGGGUGGCUGUGCCGCCGCCCAGGUCAUCACCGCCACCAUCAUCAUCAUCCUCACCACCACCAGCAGCAUCCCCUCCUGAUCCUAGAAUUAGUCCUCCACCUGUCACACCAAGUUCUCAACCGGUUCCACCUUCAAAUUCUACACCAAGAUCACCUCCAAUUGUUCAAUUGGCGCCUCCUCCAUCGCGCUUCCUGCUUUCACCACCGCCGCCAUCGCAGAACCGGUCAGAAAACUCAAGCCCUGAGGAUGGAGACAGUGGUGGAAUUGGUACUGGUGCUGUAGUGGCUCUUGUUGUGCUGGGUGGAAUUUUGGGGUUUAUCUUGAUUGGAGUUGCUAUAUGGUGCUUCAGGAGGCAAAAGAAGAAGGAGCCUGAUAAUAAUGGUUAUGUCAUGCCAUUCACUCAACCUUCCUCAACUGGAUCAGAUUCAUCCUUUUUCAAGACACCAUCCUCAGCUCCUAUAAGAAGUGGAUCUGGCAGUGAUGUUUUGCAUUCACCAUCUGACCCUGGUGGACUUGGCAACUCAAGAUCAUGGUUUUCAUAUGAAGAACUGGUCAAGGCCACAAAUGGUUUCUCAGCUCAAAAUCUUUUGGGCGAGGGCGGAUUUGGUUCUGUAUAUAAAGGAUCCCUACCUGAUGGGAGAGAGAUAGCAGUCAAACAGCUGAAAAUUGGUGGAGGUCAGGGAGAGAAAGAAUUCAAAGCUGAGGUUGAAAUUAUUAGUCGCAUACAUCAUCGCCAUUUGGUUUCUCUGGUGGGAUUCUGCAUUCAAGAUACCAGAAAACUACUUGUCUAUGACUAUGUCUCUAACGAUACCCUUUAUUUUCAUCUACAUGGGCCGGGUCAGCCUGUGCUAGACUGGGAAAAACGUGUUAGAAUCGCCGCUGGUGCAGCUCGAGGAAUAGCUUAUCUCCAUGAAGACUGCAAUCCUCGGAUUAUUCACAGAGAUAUCAAGUCAUCAAACAUUCUUUUGGAUAACAACUAUGAAGCCAAAGUCUCAGAUUUCGGGCUAGCCAAAUUAGCUCUUGAUGCAUAUACACAUAUAACGACGCGUGUCAUGGGAACUUUUGGGUAUGUUGCACCUGAAUAUGCUUCAAGUGGAAAAUUGACUGAGAAGUCUGAUGUAUAUGCUUAUGGAGUUGUGCUUUUGGAGCUAAUUUCCGGACGUAAGGCAGUAGAUUCAUCCCAACCCUUGGGAGAUGAGAGUCUAGUUGAAUGGGCUCGACCUUUGCUGAGUCACGCAAUCGAAAGUGAAGAGUUUCAGAGUUUGGUAGAUUCAAGGCUAGGAAAUAACUACGUUGAAAGUGAAAUGUUUUGCAUGAUUGAAGUUGCUGCUGCGUGUGUGCGGCAUUCGGCUUCAAAGAGACCUCGCAUGGGACAGGUUGUUAGAGCUUUUGAUAGUUUAGCAACUUCAGAUAUAACGAACGGAAUGCGACUCGGGGAAAGCCAGGCGUUUGACUCUGCACAGCAAUCUGAAGAAAUAAGACUGUUUAGGAGGAUGGCAUUUGGCAGCCAAAAUUACAGCACAGACUUCUUCAGUCAGGCUAGUUUGAAUACGUCGUGAAGGGCCACUGUACUUAAUAUGUUUGGAUUAGCUUAUUUUUUCUCAGAAUCAAUGCUGACAUCCAAAAACUACUUGUAGAAGCUUCUCCCCAUAAUUGAUUUUGACUUAAGAAUCGUAGAAGGAUUUCCAAACGUGGAAGAUUUAAUUUGAACCAAAAGAUCCUAGUCAAGCAAAGCCAAGGGAAGCCCUGCUUGAAUUUGUUGGUUGCAGAUGUGGCUAAGGCGCAUUGCUGACUUUGGUUCUGGUAUUUUACAGCAUCAGGUUCAAACCCUCACAUUCUUGUGACCAAGUUUCUUGAUUCUUUUCAUUAGCUGUUCAUUGGCAGCAAUUUUGCUUUUGUAAUUAGAAUUUGUAAAAAGUUACUUCUUAUAGAUAAUAAAAUUUAACAUGUUAAUUGAUUUGGUAGAUAAUGGUAAAUAAAAGUGCGGCUAUUGGGAUGA
Molecule: messenger RNA, 2978 nt
Organism: Lotus japonicus
Lineage: Eukaryota; Viridiplantae; Streptophyta; Magnoliopsida; Fabales; Fabaceae
Product: proline-rich receptor-like protein kinase PERK9
Exons: 8
Coding region: 430-2538 (702 amino acids)
Biological process (GO): protein phosphorylation
Molecular function (GO): protein kinase activity; ATP binding
Source: RefSeq, a predicted model, not a curated record